This is a messenger RNA of Pyrus x bretschneideri (Chinese white pear), 923 nucleotides long. Its product is annotated as BAG family molecular chaperone regulator 5, mitochondrial-like. Gene Ontology annotation, cellular component: plasmodesma. Lineage: Eukaryota; Viridiplantae; Streptophyta; Magnoliopsida; Rosales; Rosaceae. The transcript has a single exon. Gene Ontology annotation, molecular function: protein-folding chaperone binding. Gene Ontology annotation, biological process: protein folding. The coding region runs from base 123 to 821 and encodes 232 amino acids. The record is from RefSeq and is a predicted model, not a curated record.
UAAAUAUCCCAAACCCUUCUUUUCUCAAUCAUCAAAUUAGAAUAGUUUCCCGAUUAAUUUUGUUCGUCAAAACAGUCAAAUCGUCGUCGUUUUCAUUCAAGGUUUCGAGAUUCUCGUCAUCCAUGGAUCCAUUCUUAAGAAGGCAUUGGCACAAUUUCGCCCCGCAACAUCAGUACCCGCAGACCAAUUUCGCGUCACAACAUCAGAACGCGAGGCAAGUCCCGGUCCAGCGCCGAGCGGAACCGUCGCCGAAGGUAGUCUCAAUCCCGGUCCACUACGUCGGGUCGGAGCGCAGCCGGUCGGAUUCCGCGCUGAAAAUCCAGAAGGCGUUCAGAGGAUUUCUGGUGAGGAAAAGCGUGAGGAAGAUCGCCGCCAUCAGAGUCGAGGUCGUUGAGAUCGAGAAGCGGAUUUCGAAGCGAGAGGCGGUGGAAUUGAUAAGGAGGGACGCCAAGGAGCGGCUGAGGGUGAACGAGACGCUGAUGAACUUGCUGUUGAAGUUGGAUUCGGUGAAGGGCGUCGAUUCUGGAGUUAGGGAUCUCAGGAGGGCCGUGAUAAAAAAGGCGAUUGCUUUGCAGGAGAGAGUGGACAGCGCUGUUGCUGAAAGUCCCCAAAUCGACCAAAACCUAGAAUUGCAAUCCGAAUCCCCUGUAAAUUCGGAUGAGACUCCGAAUUUGCAGUCUUCAGAAUUGGAAUCGGCAGCCGAAGCCCACAUCGAAACUGUUCCACACGGAAAUGCGAGGGUGUGCAGAGAGGAAGAAGGCGCUGUGCGGAAGAAGGCAUGCUGCUGCGACUACAGAUGUCGUGUCCAAGUACCAAGUUAAGAAUGCAAGGAUUCCUAUUUACAUUUUGGCUUUUGUUGUAAAGCAUUCGGAAACUGAAUUAUUUGAUUGAUGAAAUUUGAUGCUUUUGGUGUUUUAGCGACA